AUGCACAUUCGCCAGAUAGAGGCAUAUUUUUUGCUCGUCUACAUGUUUCCCCUCGUCGUGUCAUCCAUCCUACCUGUCGCCAACCCGAUUCGAGUCACUGAGGCGUCGUUUGUUAAUCCGAUAAAUGCCGUCAAGUUUGCCGGAGGAACGGAAAGAAACGAGAAUUUACGGGAUCAGGGCGACCGAGUGUACGAGAUCAGGCGAAACUUGUCCUGCCGGCCCUCGAAGAUGUCUGUUCUGUAUGCGUGUCGGCAACGCGAUGGACGCGUCCGAAACCACUAA
Messenger RNA from Protopolystoma xenopodis, 282 nucleotides. Lineage: Eukaryota; Metazoa; Platyhelminthes; Monogenea; Polystomatidea; Polystomatidae. The record is from the annotation of a GenBank genome assembly.